Molecule: messenger RNA, 1950 nt
Organism: Naegleria fowleri
Lineage: Eukaryota; Heterolobosea; Eutetramitea; Acrasida; Naegleriidae
Exons: 1
Coding region: 1-1950 (649 amino acids)
Source: RefSeq, a predicted model, not a curated record
AUGUCUUGGCUCCAAAUCAUCCAUGGUGAUCGUGAUAGGUGCUGUCAAACACACUCUAAAACCUUCUACCUUCUUCUCACCGCCUUGCUAUUCCUCUCCAUGGAGAUCACUGUUAUUCAUUCUCAACGUUUCCAACCACAAUCACCCAACACACUCCUCCAAACAUUCUCAAAUGUGAAAACACUCAACUUGUUGUCAAUUCUCUCGGACCCCAAGUCAUCACAAGAAAUUCUAAAAACCUCUCGAGUCAUUGGUGUGAGUGAGUAUGUCUUCUUGUUUGUGUGGAGGAACAAGUUCAUGCAACGAUUCAAACACAUUGUUCAAAAACCAGAGACUUUGAACGAUUUGUUUGACAAAAUUUCACCAAUGAUGACAAACGAUUCCUCCUCUAACUCCUCUUCAUCACCUCCCAUCUUGGCCAUCUCAUCGGACAGUUCUUAUUUUAGAAUCUUCAAUGAACCAUUCAUGAAAAGUCAAUUUCCUGGAAAUUACAACAUCAAAACGAAGGCAAUAUCAUCGAAUCGGGAUUGUUUGACUGGAAAUACCAUGGUGGAUGUCGAUGCAUUCAUUCAGACAUCAUCGCCGAGUGUUUUCAAAAGAUUCAAAGAUAAUGCAGAAAUUAUAGACCACACUGGACAAUGGACCAGUUUGCAGGAUUUAUGGAUCUAUCCCUUAUCUCCAAGAAUUGUUUUUCUUUUACCCAUUGUAAACCCAAUGGAGAGUUGGAAUGAAACACUUGUGGUCUCCUUUUUGCAAAAUGCCAUUCAAAAUCAAACAAAAUAUUUGAACAUUCCUCAAGAGUGUGGAAAUGAGAAUAUUUUGAAUCGAGAUUCUGCUUGGAUGAAAUAUGGAUUUUCAUUUCUAAAUUUUACACCAUACGAUAUGGAUGUCUUUGGAAAAUUGUGGAAUGUAUCGAUUCUAUACGAUCAAAAGUACCUUUCUCAAGUCUUUCAGAGUGGAGAAUUAGGAAGUGUCACAUUCAAUCAAACGAUCGAUAGUGUUCUCUCGAUGAUUUCUGCAUCGAAUUGCAACUAUUGCCCAUACUCAAUUUGUAUCGAUUUGGAUGAACAAGACUAUGCAAGUUACAUUGCUAUUGGAAUUACUAUUUUAUAUUAUAUAAUAUUCUUUUCGACAGGAAUGUUUAAAAACUAUGCCAUGAAGCGACGAUUGAUAUUACCUUAUUUACCCAUUUUUGGAAUUCUUCGAAAUUGGAGUAAUACUUCUCUCUCACAACGAGUUUGUUUUUCCCUUUUCAGAAUUGUACCACUAGGUUCUGUUCUAGUCGUUGUAGCUGUUUACUUUGCCACAACCAUUCGAUUCUUUUAUUUAAGAAAUUUAUACACAUUCAUGACCAAGACCACAUCGAGGGAUUCAUGGACCAAAGUUCACAGAGUUAUGGGUUCGGCUCUAGCUGGAAUUUUACUCUCGGUGUUGGCUGCUCUUGUAUUCAACAUUGUUGUGCUCAUUCCCAUCUCUUCGUCUCUUGUGGUGAUGGAAAUUUAUCAAGGGAUCAAUUAUACUGGUGUUGCUGUGGUCAUUCUUGCAGUAUUGAUGAGUACAGGCACGUUUAUUGUUGAUGCCAUUUUGAAUAGAACCAAUAUUAAGAGAUUUGGUAUUUACAAGUUUUUACUUUUUGAUGAUCCUUUCUAUUUGAGAAUUGACCUUAUUUGUACUGUGUUGAUCUUGUUGUUCUUGAUUAUUUAUAUAAUUACCAGUACCAUCGUUGGUGUCGUCUAUGCAGUGAUGGAUGUAUUCAUUUCCAUUUGUAUUAUACAAGUGUGUGGUGGAAAUGUAAUGCUGUUGGAAUUGGCCAAACAUGUCCUUUUCAAAAAAAGAAAGGCAGAGAAUGGUGAAUUGGAACAUCUCAUGAGGCACAAUAAGGAAUUUUAUGCUCUCAUUUCAGAAUAUUCUGCUAAGGAAUUUUCCUAUGAAAAUAUUGCCUUUUUUUGA